AUCCCCGGGUCCUCGCUGCGUCUCAUCAGGACCCACGCGCGGCGCAGCAGCACUCCACGCUCCGGGCUGCAGGUGAAGAGCUGCCGGCGCCGCGAGUCUGGACCCAUCAUGACGAGAGCAGCAGAACUUUAGACCCCCACACACCAACGAAGCGCUGUGUGUGACGGAGCUGCGCCCGCGGGAGCCACCGACCGCCGCGCGCACCGGGAGGGCACCGCACUGCGCUCACCCCCACGCGGACCCCAACCAGCCAGCACCAUUGCGCCCAAAAGCCGGCAGCAGGAGCGCCCUGCGCUGCCGCGGCUGGGCGGCAGGAAGCGGCUCCUGGCGGCGGGGGUCCUGGGGGUUGUAAUGGUUCUACUUCUAGUCAUCUUGAUCCCGGUUCUGGUCAGCUCAGCGAGGGCAUCUGCGCACUACGAGAUGCUGGGCACCUGCAGGAUGGUGUGCGAUCCAUACGGAACCAGAUCCCCAAGCAGCACCCCCGCGGGGGGGACAGUCCCAGACAGCAGCCUCGUGCGCCCUUUUCCCACUUUCAUCCAAGGUCCCAAAGGCGAACCGGGCCGUCCGGGUAGAGUGGGGCCAAGGGGAGCCCCGGGGGAGCCAGGGCCACCCGGUCCAGCUGGACCCCCUGGGGAGAGGGGCGAAGCGGGCAGGCCCGGUUCGGCGGGACCUCCGGGUCCCGGCGGGGCUGCCGGCGCCGUCAGCGCGGCCACGUACAGCACGGUGCCCCGGAUCGCCUUUUACGCGGGCCUGAAGAAGCAGCACGAGGGCUACGAGGUGCUGAAGUUUGACGACGUGGUGACCAACCUGGGAAACCACUACGACCCCGCCUCCGGACGGUUCACGUGCUCCAUCCCCGGGAUCUACUUCUUCACCUACCACGUUCUGAUGCGCGGAGGAGACGGAACCAGCAUGUGGGCCGACCUGUGCAAGAACAACCAGGUGCGAGCCAGUGCCAUUGCUCAGGAUGCAGACCAGAACUACGACUAUGCCAGUAACAGUGCUGUGCUACAUUUGGAGCCAGGAGAUGAGGUCUACGUGAAGCUGGAUGGAGGCAAAGCCCAUGGAGGCAACAACAACAAGUACAGCACCUUCUCUGGCUUCAUCAUCUACGCCGAUUAGAUGUUUGGCCCUGUGCUCCGACAGACAAGACUGCAGACAAACUCAUCAUUUCAUAAUAUUAAACCCACAGCAUCAUUUAUCUACUGUGUCACUAGAACUGUACCAAUAAGACAGUGCUGUCAGUAAAAUUGUGGCUCAUCAACAACCAUGUAGUAAUGCAGGUGAAGGACUUCUGCACACAUCCUCUGCUUUUGUCUGUGUCCGAUGUUCAGACAGAAAAAAUCUGAUGCUCUUGAGAAGGUCCAGUAAUUUCUCUCUGUGCUUCUUUAUCCCAUGGAUGUGCUGUACACUUUAAGUGUAAUGUAGAGGGCGAUGGCUGAACCACUGAGCUCCAUAUUAUAUGACUAACAUGCCAAACUCCCCAAUUCCUAUCAAUUCUGGAACAGGUUUGGUUCAUCCAUUGCCUUUUUUCAAACAGCUACUAUUUCUCAUAAAUGUUAUUUCCGGUUUUUGAAUAGAUUACUUAAAUACCAAUCCUACAAGUGUCUAAGCAAACCAAAAGUUCAGAAGUGUAUUCAGAAUUCAGAGUCAGAGAUGGAGGAGCAGAGACCCAGCAGAGUGGAAACACUUUCCUCCACAGAAACCUUUUCUAGACUUUCAGGUUUAUUUCCAAAAUGAAAUCCUUUUGUCGUUUUUGGGGCUUACUCUCACAAUCAUGUGAUUUCUGAAAAUAAUUUAAGCUUACAUACAAUAAUCCAGCCGCAUGAAUUGCAAAGUAAAGAUAAUGAGAUUCUUGACUGUGAUGAGAAUGAAAAGCCCUGAUCACAUGAGUGGGUGGUUUGAGGAGGACCCCAAAGUGCCGUACAUGAGUGGAUGGGAUGCCAUUUGAAGCCCUGCCGGAGGUCAGACCACGGGAGUGGUAGAGGAAAUAGUGAAUUGGGCUGUGACUCAAAACAGAGAGCACAGAACCCAGUAAACGCUGGGCCUCUCUGUACUUGCAAUGCGGUUCUGAUUCAGUAAAAAAGUGUUUGUGAUCAAGAAAAUAAAAAGGAAGUUUCUCAA
Messenger RNA from Oryzias latipes (Japanese medaka), 2124 nucleotides. It is a transcript of the gene c1ql3a, whose product is annotated as complement component 1, q subcomponent-like 3a. Gene Ontology annotation, molecular function: protein binding. Lineage: Eukaryota; Metazoa; Chordata; Actinopteri; Beloniformes; Adrianichthyidae. The record is from RefSeq and is a predicted model, not a curated record.